This is a messenger RNA of Solanum pennellii, 986 nucleotides long. Its product is annotated as acid phosphatase 1-like. Gene Ontology annotation, molecular function: acid phosphatase activity. Bases 35 to 805 code for a protein of 256 amino acids. NCBI's taxonomy places the organism in Eukaryota, Viridiplantae, Streptophyta, Magnoliopsida, Solanales, Solanaceae. The transcript is spliced from 3 exons. The record is from RefSeq and is a predicted model, not a curated record.
AUCACACAUCAAAUGUUAUUAACAUACCAACAACAUGAAGUUCAUCUUCUUCUUCUUCUUCCUCCUCAUCUCCAUUGCUCACGCAGAUUUAAUUCCCAACCAAAUUCAUCCUCUGCACCCGAAAACCGGGUCCUCCGGGAGCCAGGUACCUCAAAUCAACUGCCUUAGCUGGCGUUUAGCUGUUGAAACAAACAACAUUCAGGACUGGACAUCAGUGCCUCUUCAAUGCGAAGAUUACGUUGGGCAUUACAUGCUUGGCAAACAAUACCGCGACGACUGUUACAAUGUAGUCGCCGCGGCUAUUCAGUAUGCCAAAACACUCAAAAUUAGCAAAAAUGGCAAAGAUGUUUGGGUUUUUGAUAUUGAUGAAACUACUCUCUCUAAUCUUCCUUAUUACGCUCGUUCUGAUGUCGCUUUUGGGUCGAUAAAAUACAACGGCACGAAAUUCGAUGAGUGGACGCGAGAAGGAAAAGCACCACCAGUACCAGCAGCUCUGUUUCUGUAUAAUACAUUGUUAUCUAUGGGUAUUAAACCAGUAUUUCUCUCAGGAACAAAGGAAGAGUUUAGACAAAUAAGAAUUAAAAACCUAAAUAAAGUUGGGUAUCAUUCAUGGAUUAGGCUCAUUUUGAAGGGAGUAAAUGAUACAGGAUCAUCAAUGAAAUACAAGUCAGGGAAAAGAGGGGAGUUGGUGAAAGAUGGAUACAGAAUUGUUGGGAACAUUGGAGACCAAUGGAGUGAUUUGCUUGGUGAUUAUGUUGGUCAGCGCACUUUCAAAUUGCCUGAUCCGAUGUACUACAUUGCUUGAAACUCGAAAUUUGAAAUUUGAAACUGACUAUUAAUGUCAGUAAUUAGCAUUUUUAUUUGGUUUUGAAUUUUGAAAAAUGUUAAUUUUCUUCUACAACCCUACCUAUUCUUAUUUUGUGUGUUUUUUUUCUGUAAUCAAUCAAAAGGGUGUAGAAAUGAGAAAUGCAGUUGAUUCACAAUGA